This is a messenger RNA of Heteronotia binoei (common prickly gecko), 4566 nucleotides long. It is a transcript of the gene ANKRD27, whose product is annotated as ankyrin repeat domain 27. Gene Ontology annotation, molecular function: SNARE binding; guanyl-nucleotide exchange factor activity. The coding region runs from base 259 to 3456 and encodes 1065 amino acids. Gene Ontology annotation, biological process: neuron projection morphogenesis; early endosome to late endosome transport. The transcript is spliced from 29 exons. Gene Ontology annotation, cellular component: late endosome; plasma membrane; transport vesicle. Lineage: Eukaryota; Metazoa; Chordata; Lepidosauria; Squamata; Gekkonidae. The record is from RefSeq and is a predicted model, not a curated record.
UGGCGCAAUCACAUGGAGCGCGCCGGGAAAUCGCCCCGCACGCCGGCUCCCCCUCUCCGCCGCUGCCCGCGCUUCUGGUUCGGCCAGCGGCCCCGCCUUCCCCCCAACUCCGCCCUCUCCGGCUGCUGAUUGAGCGGACGUGGCCUGAGCGGCUGCGGGAAAAUCCGGCGCAUUGGUUCGGCGCCGGGCAGAACCCGCCUCGGCCGCUCGGCUAGGAAGAGGAAGUCUGUGCUUUGGGUUACUUGAAGGCUGGCCCAUAUGGCUGUGUAUGAUGAAGACCUCCUGAAGAAUCCUUUUUAUCUAGCUCUUCAGAAACGGCGUCCUGAUCUCUGCAGGAAAGUGGCUGUAGUGCAUGGAAUUGUCCUGGUUCCAUGCAAAGGAAGCCUUUCAAGCAGUAUCCUCUCAUCUUGCCAGUUUGACUCCUAUGUUCUCCAAGCAGCAGAAGAGAACUUCCAAACUUUGAAUGGAAAGGAAAUCUCCAUACAAGGCAAUUUGAUUGUACUUGGGACUGGCUUUAAUCAUCGUCGUUCAGUACCUGUUCUCUUUGAGGAAACUUUCUACAAUGAGCAAGAGGAGAGCUUUAGUAUCCUAUGCAUAGCUCAUUCUCUAGAGAAAAAUGAAAGUGUAGAAGAAUCCUUGACGCCCUCCAAUUCCUAUCCCCUGAAAACUAUUGAAGAUGUGAAGGAGUUCUUGGGAAAGCAUACUGAGAAGUUUGACAAAGCGAUUGCGUCUUUCCACAGGACUUUCAAGGAGCAUGACAGGAAAAGCCUGCGGCACUAUAUAGAUUCUGUAAAUGCAUUGUACACCAAAUGUAUCCAGCAGUUACUGAGAGACUCCCACCAUAGGAUGCUGGCAAAACAGGAGCAUCAAAUGACUCUGAUGAAACAAGCUGUAGAGAUGUAUGUCCACCACGCUCUCUAUGAACUGAUCUUUAAAUAUGUGGGAACCAUUGAGGCAAGUGAGGAUGCAGCUUUCAACAAAAUCACGAGAAGUUUGCAGGAUCUGCAGCAGAAAGAUCUGGGUGUCAAGCCCGAAUUCAGCUUCAACAUACCACGUGCCAAGCGAGAACUGGGCCAGCUGAAUAAGUGCACCUCUCCUCAACAGAAGCUCCUGUGUCUGCGAAAAGUGGUGCAGAUCAUAAUGCAGUCUCCAAGUCAAAGAGUCAACAUGGAGACCAUGUGCGCUGAUGACCUCCUCUCAGUCCUGCUGUAUUUGCUUGUCAAAACAGAGAUUCCAAAUUGGAUGGCAAACUUGAGUUACAUCAAGAACUUCAGGUUUUGCAGCUCAGCAAAGGAUGAACUGGGGUACUGUCUGACCUCUGUGGAGGCUGCAAUAGAAUACAUCCGUCAAGGAAAUCUUUCUGACAGGCCAGCGGGAUCUGAAGGGUUUAGCGAGAAGCUGUUCUUAAGACAAAGGAUGAAUUUGCUCUCUCAGAUGUCUACAACGCCAAUAGACUGCUUGUUUCAGCACAUCGCUUCGGGCAACCAGGAUGAAGUCGAGCGCUUACUGAGCCAAGGGGACAGUGAUAAGGACACUGUGCAAAAAAUGUGCCACCCGCUCUGUUUUUGUGACAAAUGUGAAAAGCUAGUUUCUGGGAAGCUGAAUGAUCCGUCCAUUGUCACGCCUUUUUCUAGAGAUGACCGGGGAUUCACUCCACUCCAUAUAGCUGCUAUAUGUGGGCAAGCCUCGUUAAUUGACUUGUUAGUCUCCAAAGGAGCCGUCGUCAAUGCUACAGAUUACCACGGAUUAACGCCGCUUCACCUGGCCUGCCAGAAAGGAUAUCAGAAUGUUACUCUCCUUUUGUUGCACUAUAAGGCCAGCACUGAAAUCCAGGACAACAAUGGCAACAUAGCACUGCAUUUAGCUUGUACUUAUGGCCACGAGGAUUGUGUCAAGGCUUUAGUGUACUACGAUGUCCACUCUUGUAAAUUAGAUAUUGGUAACGAAAAAGGUGACACCCCCCUCCAUAUAGCUGCUCGCUGGGGCUACCAAGGGAUCAUAGAAGUGCUGUUACAAAAUGGAGCCAAUCUGGAUAUUCAAAACCGAAUGAAAGAGACCGCUGUGCAAUGUGCAUUAAAUUCGACGAUUUUGUCUUUAAUGGAGCUGAACUACCUGAGGUUCGAAAGGAGGCAGAGUGCUUCUCAGUCACUCACCAGGUCGGAGGACAUGGCCAGUCAAGUGUCGUCUGGAUCCAGUUUAUCUUCAUCCACCACAGCAUCCAUCACUAGACCAGACAGAACAAAAGCUUAUUAUAAAGAGGUAGAGAAACUCCUAAGAGCAGUUGCUGAUGGAGACCUUGAAAUGGUGCGUUAUCUUUUGGAAUGGGUGGAGGACGAUUUAGAAGAAUCUGAGGAAGCCGGCAGAGUGGAGAAACAGGAGUUCUGUCAUCCCUUGUGCCAGUGUUCCAGAUGUGGGCCCGUGCAAAAGGAACUCUUCAGGGUGCCCACGAAUGGCCUUGGCGUGAAUGCUGCAAACCAUGAUGACUUGACACCGCUGCACGUUGCUGCCCUCCAUGGGCGCGUCGACUUGGUCUCUCUCUUGCUGAAACACGGAGCUGACAUUGGAGCCAGAAAUUCAAAUCGUGCCGCGCCCCUUCACCUGGCCUGCCAGAACGGUCAUUUCCAAGUCGUGAAGUGCCUGAUGGAGUUUGAGGCGAAACAAAACAAAAAGGACAUCCACGGGAACACUCCCUUAAUUUAUGCUUGCUUGAAUGGCGAUCGGGAGAUAGCUGAUUUUUUGUUACAGCAUGGUGCAUCAGUGAACCUUUCCAAUAACGAGGGCAACACAGCCCUCCACAAAGCUGUGAUGGGAAGCCACGAAGCUCUGGUGCAGCUGCUCCUGCAGUACCAAGCAUCAACUCACACCAGGAACAACCGGCAGCAGACUCCUCUCGACUACGCUGAACAGAAUUCAGGUCUCUUCAGACUCUUACAAGCUGUAUCAGUGUCGGAAGAGGGAAGUCCGACAAACUGUGAUUCUCACACAACCGUGAAGAUCCAGAAAAAAGAGGGUCAGAAGCCUGCUGAGAUAGCGGACAAUCUUGUUGCUCAGCGACUUCAGCUGGUCCAAUCAAUCAGCCAGUUUAACAGAUCAAAAUACUUGCGGAAAACCAUAACGCGAGAUAAAAGCGUCCCUAACUUUGAUGACAAGCUGCUGCACCAGUUAGCCAUCAAGAGCUUCGAUAAGAGUAAACUGAAACCAGUGGACCUUUUGAAACAAAGGAGACCUGAAACCCUCAAUGCUGGCAGACAAAGCAAACCUGCAAAAGAGGAAGAUGACCCUGAUGCGGAAGCUACUCCACCUCUUCGAAGUAAGCUCAUGCAACGGAGACACACUGUCAACGUGGCCCUUUCGGCCACAGAUGGCAACAGCAUCUCUGAUGUACCCCCCUCCAGAGAGUCAAGCAUUUCCUCACUAGAAGGCUGCUCCAAUGACGAGGAGCUGUCAAGACACUGAUGAGGGAAGCAAGUGGGCUGAUAAACUAGUCAGUUUCAGAGGAUGCGUGUGAGCUUCAAAACCGGAACAGACAUUUCUGUUUUCAGCAAGAAAAUGAGAGAAUCUCUGUCUUCUCCGUUCCUCCGAGAGAGGAUCCCCAAAACACAAACUGGGCGAUUCCUCUUCAAAUGAAACUGUGAGUUAAACAUGUUUAUGGAGGUUUUCUGUACUCUUGCACUUGAAAUCAGUUACGAUGGACAGAGGAAGAGUUCUACGUGACUUCAGAAAUUCUAAUUUGAAAGGGCACCCAUAUGUUCUGUUCCUUAUUUUAGUUUUUGUGCCUCUGAAUUAUAACCGGCUCGCCUGAAGGAACUUGAAUAUUAGGGAAGAUUUGUAGGUAUAUUACAUGCCAGGUAAGACUGCAGAGUUCUUCGGUAGCUCUCACUGAUUUCAGUGGGAGGCGGUCCAUGCGUUUUUAGCAAAGAGUAGAACAAGGGAGCUUGAAAGUAACCACUUUUAAUAAAGAUAAAUUCUGUCUUAAGGAACAUGGGAACUGAACAAGAAUAUGCUUUUAUUGUGGUAAAUGUGGACACCAGUGAACACAUUUUUAAAUGCUCAUUCAACGGCUACAGCCCAAUUCUGUUUAAAAUGGCAAAUAUUAAAUACACAGGAAAGUAAUCCCAUUAAAUUAUGAGUCUACUCAAAGGGAGUACCUCUGUCAUUUGGGAUUUUACAGAAGUAGUUCAGCUGGCCUUCCUUUGUACUCCCAGAAAUGUGUCAGCUUUAGUAAACAUUCCAUUCAAAAAAAACAAAUUUUCCAAAGUUGAAUUGUAACUUGAACAGCACAAUAACUUCACUCAGUUCACAUUUUGUUAGUAUGUAAUAUUUAUAUACAAACUUUGUUUUGUUUUAAUGUGAUCCAUGACCUGUUUCAGGUAAUGGCUUGUGAUGAUUUCUCUGUACAGAGUUUCAAGGGUAGGCUGUCGAAAGACAGAGCUCUAGCGUGUUCCAGAAGGAGAACAAGUAUAUUUUUCUACUAAGUGCUUUGAGUUCCUCUUUUCUUAUGUGCCUUGGGACUUGUGCCAAAUGAUGGAACAGAGAGACAUAGUAAAUUAACAAAUCUUCAUCCUU